AGGAUCUUUUAUUGCUCUGAUACCAUAUGAUCAAAUACUUGUAUUGAUACAUGAGAUGAAUGAUUUACAGAGUAUAUAUAGUCUAGACACUAGGGUUUCACUUAUAGAUAAUUACAAGUUGGUCCUUCAUAUAUACACUUCCUUAUAGCUUCACCCUGUGGUAGAGAUAGUACUACCGAACUUUCGCUUGUCCCGUACGCUCCUACUCAAGGAGGGAAUGGUUCUUGUGAGGGUUCAGGAACGGAGCUGCAGCAGAAGAUGUAUGAUAAUGUUCAAGGGAAAACCGAAACUCCUGAUUGGGAAAGUUUGAUUUCAGAUGCUUCUGAGCUUUUAAUCUUCGACUCACCUGAUGCUUCAGAGGCUUUUAGAUGCUUUAUGAUGCAGAGAGCUUCAACCUCCGAAGCACGUUUUAACACUGGUGUGGGAAUGCAAACAAUGCAGCCCGAUGCAAACAAGAAACCGGAGUCCUCAGAUGCGAUUCCUUAUGAGGCUGUUUCAUUCUUGCACCGUGGUAUAAGAAGACGCUGCCUGGACUUUGAGAUGCCGGGGAAUAAGCAAACAUUGAGUGAGAACAACACCGCGGCUUGUGAAUCUUCGUCGAGAUGUAUUGUACCGAGUAUUGGUCUUCAUUUAAAUGCAAUUGCAAUGUCCUCAAAGGAUUGUAAAACCAAUGUAACUCAGGACUACUCAUGUUCUGGGAAUAUACAAGUGGGUUUACAAAGCUCCAUCUCUAGUACAUUGCAAGAAACUUUGGACCAAACAGAAAAUGAAACCCGGGAAGAUGCAGAUCAAGAUGUUCCCGUUGAACCAGCAUUGCAAGAGUUGAAUUUGAGCAGCCCUAAGAAGAAGAGGGUUAAGUUGGAUUCUGGAGAAGGCGACUCGUGUAAGCGAUGCAAUUGCAAGAAGUCCAAGUGUUUGAAACUUUACUGUGAAUGUUUUGCUGCUGGAGUCUAUUGCAUAGAGCCAUGUUCAUGUAUAGACUGCUUCAACAAGCCUAUUCAUGAAGAUACUGUAUUGGCUACUCGCAAACAGAUUGAAUCUCGGAAUCCACUUGCAUUUGCUCCUAAAGUCAUUAGGAACUCUGACUCCGUUCUUGAAACCGGGGAUGAUGCAAGCAAAACUCCAGCUUCUGCUCGCCAUAAACGUGGCUGCAACUGCAAGAAAUCAAACUGUCUGAAAAAAUACUGUGAAUGCUAUCAGGGUGGUGUGGGAUGUUCCAUAAACUGUAGAUGUGAAGGAUGUAAGAACAAAUUCGGCCGCAAAGAUGGGUCUUCCAUUUCUGACAUGGAAGCUGAACAAGAGGAUGAAAAUGAAACAUCUGAGAAAAACAGAACAGCCAAAAGCCAACAGAAGACAGAGUUUUUAAUGAGAAAGGAAGCGAGUUCUGCUCUACCUACGACACCAACGCCAGAUUACAGACAAGAGUUGGUUCAAUUACUACCUUUCUCAUCAUCAAAGAACAGAAUGCCUCCUCCACAGUCUCUUCUUGGAGGUGGUUCUUCCUCAGGGAUAUUUGACAGUCAGUAUAUAAGAAAACCAGACAUUAAUUUGACUCAAUCCCGGAGGGAGAAGCCAUUCGAGAAUGUCGCAGAUGAUAGAGCGGAAGAUAUGCCUGAGGUUCUCAUCCACUCCCCUAUACCUAACAUCAAGAGUGUCUCUCCCAACGGAAAGAGGGUCUCUCCUCCUCAUAUGGAAUCAUCUAGCUCAGGUUCAAUCUCAGGGAGAAGAAGUGGCGGGAGGAAACUGAUACUGCAGUCAAUUCCAUCGUUUCCUUCUCUCACUCCCCAACACUGAAGCCAUUUGGUUGAUGUACCUAUGAAAAUUCUUUGAAUCUUUUUCAAGAUGAUAAAAGUCAACUUCUAGUUGGUAGUAAGUUAGCACUUAGCACACUUUAUGUCUGUAGUUUAGUGGUUGUGUAAUAAAGAUGUCAAUCCAUCAUGUUCUUCACAACACAAACCAAACAUUUCUUGUAAUAUAUAGGUUUCUUCUUUUGAAA
This is a messenger RNA of Camelina sativa (false flax), 1996 nucleotides long. Lineage: Eukaryota; Viridiplantae; Streptophyta; Magnoliopsida; Brassicales; Brassicaceae. The record is from RefSeq and is a predicted model, not a curated record.